Molecule: messenger RNA, 3558 nt
Organism: Nyctereutes procyonoides (raccoon dog)
Lineage: Eukaryota; Metazoa; Chordata; Mammalia; Carnivora; Canidae
Gene: GPRC5C
Product: G protein-coupled receptor class C group 5 member C
Exons: 5
Coding region: 821-2155 (444 amino acids)
Biological process (GO): G protein-coupled receptor signaling pathway
Cellular component (GO): extracellular exosome; intracellular membrane-bounded organelle; plasma membrane
Molecular function (GO): protein kinase activator activity; G protein-coupled receptor activity
Source: RefSeq, a predicted model, not a curated record
GUGGAAGAGUCCGCGGGCGGCUGGAGGGCUGCGCUCGGAGUCAGGGCCGAGGCGCCCCGGAGCGCAGGGGACCGCGGGGAACAUGACCGUGACGGCUAAUUAGGACAAGUCGGAGCAGGGAACGGGGACGCCGGGAGGGGAGCGCGCUCAGUUGGAGGUGCUGGGGCGGUCGCGGGAAAUCCAGGCGCAGGCAAGUCGGGCCCGGGGCGCCGUUUGCUCACGAUCCGGAGCGGAUCCCGGCCGGGCCCACCGCGGCAGGCGCGCUCGCAGCGCCCCCCCCCCCGCCCCGCCCCGCACCAUGCACGUUUGGUGACCCAGGUGCCGGGGGCAAGGCCGCUCGUGGAGGAGGCGGACUGUCGGUGUGUGGUGUGUCCACGUGUGCACGCUCGGGGAGGGGAGGGGGCGCAGAAGGCGUGACAAGGACGCACUCUGUGCUGAGUGUGCGCCUCGCUUCAGCCGGGAGCAGCGACCUGUGCCCGGCGUGUGUGCCCCACGGGGGAGCCGGGGCGGAGGUGACCGAGGCUAGCUGAGACGCGCCGCGGUGGGCCCCACGCGUGUCCGCGUGUGAGCGCUGGGACAUGCGGGGCGAGGGAGCGCGCUGGGCUGCACCCCAAACCGCUUUCCGGAGGGAAAGGCGAAUCCUGAAAGUGAGUGCGCGUGAGUGCGCGUGAGUGCGCGCGCCCGUGUGCGGGGGCGUGGCGGUCAACAGCAACAACACUCGGGCCAGCUCCGCCAGAAACUCCGAGCUCCCUCCCCGGCCGGGAAGUGCGCCUCGCCGGAGCCUGGAGGGACCCAGCUGGAGCCUGGCCUGGGAGCCAGGAUGGCCAUCCCCAAAGCCUUGCUGACAUGCCUGGGGCUGCCUCUCUUCCUAUUCUCAGGGGCCCAGGCCCAGAACCAUGUGCCACCUGGCUGCAGCCCGGACCUCAACCCCCUCUACUACAACCUGUGUGACCGUUCUGGGGCUUGGGGCAUCAUCUUGGAGGCAGUGGCCGGGGCGGGAGUUGUCACCACUUUCGUCCUCACCAUCAUCCUUGUGGCCAGCCUCCCCUUUGUGCAGGACACCAAAAAGCGGAGCGUCCUGGGGACCCAGGUGUUCUUCCUGCUGGGGACCCUGGGCCUCUUCUGCCUCGUGUUCGCCUGCGUGGUGAAGCCCAACUUCUCCACCUGUGCCUCCCGGCGGUUCCUCUUCGGAGUCCUGUUCGCCAUCUGCUUCUCCUGCCUGGUGGCGCAUGUCUUUGCCCUCAACUUCCUGGCCCGGAAGAACCACGGGCCCCGGGGCUGGGUGAUCUUCACCGUGGCUCUGCUGCUCACCCUUGUGGAGGUGAUCAUCAACACCGAGUGGCUGAUCAUUACGCUGGUCCGGGGCGGUGGCGAGGGUGACCCUCUGGGCAAUGGCAGUGCCACCUGGGUCACAGCCUCCCCCUGCGCCAUCGCCAACAUGGACUUUGUCAUGGCACUCAUCUACGUCAUGCUGCUGCUGCUGUGCGCCUUCACGGGGGCCUGGCCUGUCGUGUGUGGCCGCUUCAAGCGCUGGCGGAAGCACGGGGCCUUCGUGCUGCUCACCACGGCCACCUCCAUUGCCAUAUGGGUGGUGUGGAUUGUCAUGUACACGUACGGCAACAAGCAGCGCAACAGCCCCACCUGGGAUGACCCCACGCUGGCCAUCGCCCUCGCCGCCAACGCCUGGGCCUUCGUGCUCUUCUAUGUCAUCCCUGAGGUCUCCCAGGUGACCAAGGCCAGCCCAGAGCAAAGCUACCAGGGGGACAUGUACCCCACCCGGGGCGUAGGCUACGAGACCAUCCUGAAAGAGCAGAAGGGCCAGAGCAUGUUUGUGGAGAACAAGGCAUUUUCCAUGGAUGAGCCAGCCUCAGCUAAGAGACCGGUGUCACCAUACAGUGGGUACAACGGGCAGCUGCUGACCAGCGUGUACCAGCCCACCGAGAUGGCCCUGAUGCACAAAGGCCCGUCCGAAGGAGCUUACGACGUCAUCCUCCCACGAGCCACCGCCAACAGCCAGGUGAUGGGCAGUGCCAACUCCACCCUGAGGGCCGAAGACAUGUAUGCGGCCCAGAGCCACCAGGCAGCCACGCCACCGCCACCGAGAGACGGCAAGAGCUCCCAGGCUCAGUCCCCGCAAAGUAAAACAAGAUGGUAGAAGCCCUCUUCUGGCAUCCCAAGGUCCGGGCUGGGCAGGGCCCAGCACCUUUCCCGUCCUUGUCAUUGGAGCUGGGAGGGACCGGAGGCCACCAACCUGAAGCUGAGGACUGAGCGGGGGGGCCUGAGAUGCCCGGAGGUGUGGGGCUGGGGCCCUAGGCCAUUCCCUUUGCUGCCCCUCCCGGCCUCUCCUGAACCCUCAGUGACAAGGCCAUGAGGAUCUACAGAACUGGCCGGCCCGCCUCCGUCCCCCUCGGCGCCCUGCCCCCAGUCAGCCCAUGCGUCCCCAUGCUGUGGUUCUCCAGAUGGCCAACCUCAGAUGCCCCGUCUUCCCACCAUGGGCCUUCCUGGCUGUCCUGCUGUCCAGCAUCAGCUUGUCCCGCCUGCACCUGGGUGUUUGGAGCCAAGCCCUGGCGGAAGUGGGCUUUCUCAUCAGGGCCUCCUGCCACCACCUGGACCGAGGAAGGCCCCCGGGCUGGGACAGCUCAGCCCGAGGCCUAGGCAGACACUGCUUCUCUUCGUGGCCCGUGGGUGCUGGAUCUGAGCCCCUUUGGUGCUUCCCUCACGUGCCCCCGCACGCCAUGGCCCCAUGCCUUCCCCACCUGCAACGAACUGGGGCCCAUCGAGACACAAGGUGGGGCUUGGGGCUGCAUUCUCAGGGGCCAGCUGAGAGUCCUGGAUCACACCGGCUGGGGGCUCAGCUGCUCACAGAACUGCGACUCGUGCCAUUGCCUGCCGGGCAGGUGCACAGAUUUCUGCCUCACCUCGGGCACCCCAAGCGUGCUGGCACUGUUCUCUCCCACGACAUGCUCCAAAGGGUCCUGACAGCCACCCGGGGAAGUGGAGGUCAUCCUUAGGACCCGAUGAUGGUGGCACUAAGGACAGAGAUGUGCCCAGCUUCGGACUAACAGGAAUGAGAUCUCUAUAGCAUCGUUGUCUCCCGGUUUUGUCUUGCACCUGGGGGCCAGACAGAGCUGGCUGGUCCAAAGGGGCCUCCCCAGGCAUGCCCCUGGAGCUCCGUGCUCAGCACAGAGUCCCCUCUGGAUGCCCAGGGUGGGAGAGAGAACAAGACCGGCCUGACCCUGCCCUCCGUCGACCCGCAGCUCUCCAGUGCCACCCUCCUGCCCCCAGCAGCCUGUGCCUUUGUUACUGGAGUAUCUUUCCAGAGCUAAAUUGGGCUAACACGCCCUACAGAGUGUAGGGCCACACAGCUGCCUGUGACAGCCCCCCUAAACGCCCCCCAUCACCACUAUUGCCCGAUCACAGCUCCAUGAACGGAGUAUUACUUCCCUCUGAUGGAGGGGAAGAGGGAGCUCUGUGCACCUCAGACAUUUCUUGAUCUAGGUUAGUGGCCCCAAGGUCCCUUACAGUGAAUAAUAAAGGCACUGUCUUGCUUUUUUCGAA